AUGGCUGCUGUGUCUGUGUUCGGCAUUACUAGAAGAGGCCUCACGUGCAGAGUCUCAAGGGGACCACGCCAAUUCUGGUCUCGAUCCAGAACAGAGAAAGAGCCAGUGGUGGCUGAGAUAAUAGAAGAGGUUAAGAAAGACCCGAUCUUGGUGUGUCCACCCUUAAGAAGCCGAAGAUACAUACCACCUGAUGAUCUCCAGAACCGUCUGGAAUCUUACAUCAAAGAAGUUUUUGGCCCAUCUGUUGCUAGAAAUUGGCAGGACACCACCCUGGAAGAUGGUCAUCUGAAGUUUAGUCUCUUGGCACGCCUUGCUGAUGACUUGGGCCAUGCAGUACCUAACUCAAGGCUACAUCAAAUGUGCAAAGUCAGAGAUGUUCUUGAUUUCUACAAUGUCCCCGUUCAGGAUAGAUCUAAAUUUGAUGAGCUUACUGCUAGUAAUCUGCCUCCCAAUUUGAAAAUCACAUGGGGUUACUGA
Chrysochloris asiatica (Cape golden mole) is the source of this 477-nucleotide messenger RNA. It is a transcript of the gene MRPL50, whose product is annotated as mitochondrial ribosomal protein L50. The record is from RefSeq and is a predicted model, not a curated record. Gene Ontology annotation, cellular component: mitochondrion; mitochondrial large ribosomal subunit. Bases 1 to 477 code for a protein of 158 amino acids. Lineage: Eukaryota; Metazoa; Chordata; Mammalia; Afrosoricida; Chrysochloridae. The transcript is spliced from 2 exons.